Knipowitschia caucasica is the source of this 2751-nucleotide messenger RNA. The record is from the annotation of a GenBank genome assembly. Lineage: Eukaryota; Metazoa; Chordata; Actinopteri; Gobiiformes; Gobiidae.
AUGUUCCGGAUAGAAAGCGUCCGUGACAACAACCCGGAAGCUGGGUUUGGGGUGGAGCGGUGGAUUCAUGUUUCUCAACAUAAUCAUCCCAAUGUACACGCUACAAGAAUGGCAGAGGAAAGCUAUGCCUUUCAGUUAUCUGGCAUCAAGAAACCAGAGAUAAAGAAAAAAAUAAUAGAUGGAAUACGUAAACUUGGUGGAAAUUAUAUCGGCGGUUCAGUCUACCAACAUACCAGUACACACGUCAUUGUCCCACAAGUUUUACCCAGUGAAAAGUUCCUGGCUGCAUGUGCUGCAGGGAAGUGGGUUGUUACUCCACAAUAUGUUAUGGACAGUGUACAAAAUGGAUCUUGGCUUCCAGAAGAAUUAUAUGAGGUGGCCAUAUCUACAAGUACAACGUCUACCUUUUACCCUGUACGACAGUGGCGGGAAAGAGUUGCUAGUGGGAAGUUGAAAGGGGCUUUUCAGGGAUGGCAAGUUCUACUCAUGGUUCAGGAGCCAGCACGCAGGGCCAUGUUUACUCGGCUUUUAAAAGCAGGACAAGCAAAGGUUUUUUACUUCAGUGCUCCUUCUGUUGCUCCCAUAACGCAUGUCUUGGCCAAGCCCAUUACAGAAGAUGCCACUUCCUAUGAUGCUCCAUGCUACCCUGUUAGUCACAUUGUGCAGCACCUUUUUGGAAAAAGAUAUUUGGAUUUGAAUUUCAACUUCUCAGAGGAUGAGACUGAACGUGAAAGAAGUAUUGGUGUCGUUGACUUCUCAGUGUUUGAGAUUGAACUUAAAGAACGAAUUAUCGAACAAAACUACCGGCCCCGUCUCUGCUAUUUAGAAUUAAAGAGUUACCAUGACAGUUACCCACAGUCUGAGGCCACAGAAGCAGACUUUAGCCAGAUUGCCACAAUGAUAGAGUGUGGACUCUUUGUUGAAGCUCUUGACUCCAUCAAAAGUGCCUUGUUUCCAGGCCUGCUCCCACCAGCACCGUACCUAGUUUCACUCAUUGAAUAUGCACAACAGGGCAAUGCUACGUCAGUCUUCUUAAGAAUGUUCAAUCAGUACUUGCACAGAUUACUGGUUACAAAUCCUCCCUGGUCGGCUUCAAAGUUUGUGAAGAAAUAUUUCUCCAAAGUAUUUCAGUGUCCCCGUUGUAAAUCUGGACUGUGGCCUUUUCUAGAGUCUGCAAUUCGUUAUUGCCUGUUGAGAGAUUGCACGUGUCAUCCACUCCCAGGACCCGCUCUGCCAACACUGUUGCAUUUUCACCGUGACCUCCUGGCCUUUAUUCUCAAACUAUUUAAAGGAGAGCUCUAUGCCAUCACCACUGAAGUACACCUUCAGCGAGAGGAAUCGGAAAACCCACGGGAAUCAGCCAAAGGGUCUUUGAUUUUGGGUACCUUUUGGACUGUCUGGGAACGCUCGACUCUGUUAUCGGUGGCUGUGAAACAACUCACUCAGCUGUUGGUUGAAGCUACAUUAGAGGAAGACUCAAAGGGGACAGGAAAGGAGGAGCUCAUUCAUGUGGCUGGCACUCUAGCGGACCUUUUGUCUAUAGUGGUUGAGUUUUGGUGCCAGUACAACUUUAAACUCAACCAACCUCUUGUGAAAAAAGCCUUAAACGAUUUUGCUGAGCAUUUUGCAGCCAGUCGCACAUUGCCACCAAUACUUCUGGCAGAACUGGUUUCCAAAAUUAUCUCCAGUCGACUGAAGCUGGCUUUAGCUGAUUCCGUUUUCAGACGAUUUUGCUACGAGAAUGGAUCCUCUGUUGGAGAUGCCCCUCUCUGUCUGAAGAAAAUUAUGCAGCAAUACCUACCAGCUCUGGAUAUACUAAGUCAGUCACCGCAUAAGGCCAGGCUCAGUGUGCGUAGGCAUGUCAUGACAGACACUGGUGAUGGACUUGAAAACCCAUCAUAUGAAGUCAAUGAGAAUUGUUCUGAAAAAGGCAAUGUUCUGAAAGGCCUCAAACGUGUCAAUGUUGCAGGAGAGACCCUCCUCCACAGAGCUUGCAAGAGGAACCAAGUGGAAACAGUACUCCACAUCCUGGCGCUGCCCGACACAGAUGUAAAUGUUAAAGACCACGCUGGGUGGACCCCGCUGCAUGAGGCCUGUAACCACGGCAGCACUGCAUGUGUGCAGGCUUUAUUACGUCAUCGUCCUGCUCCAGUCGUCGACAGCCAAGUGGGCGGAGUCAGCCCUCUGUAUGACGCUGUACUCAACGGACACAUGGACAUCGCCAAACUUCUCCUAGAGCAUGAAGGUUCAGUCAUCCUACAUCAGAAACAUCCAAGCGGUGAGACGGCUCUGGACUUGGUGACAGAUGCUGCUCAGAGGGAGGAGCUUUUCAACUGUGCUCUAACUCGAGACAACGCCCAGAGGAGGAAGUCCACGGAGGUGCAGAACCUGCCUCUCCUGGAGGCUGGCUCCUGCCUGCUGCUGCACCUCCUGAUCUCUUACCAGCAGGAGAAGGAACUGAUUGAGUUUGACCAAAGUGAAGCUGGAGAUCACAGUUUGAGCCAGAGGAUGCUCAGAGCGUUGCAGAUGCACUCCUUUCAGACUGUGACCUCAGCGUGGAAAGACCAGCAGGCAGUGAGGCUGCUGGAGGAUGCAAUGACAGUAAUGGAAGUUGGUCGAGGUGAUUAUGAUGGACUGAUUCCAACACCAAUCAGAGAGUGCAAAGGAAAAAACACACAGUUCUUAAUGGAGAAAUUGGCUGUGCUGAAGUCCAAAGGGCAACAACUGGUUCUUCAGUUAAAGAAAUCCUGA